AUGGGGAAACCACGAAUGAUCAUCCUGGUGCGCCAUGCACAGUCAGAAGGCAAUAAGAACCGCGACAUCCACCAGACUAUCCCGGACCAUCGGGUAAAGCUCACGAACGAAGGCCUCCGGCAAGCAGAAGACGCAGGACGCCGUCUUCGAGACUUGCUCCACCCGGAUGACACUCUCCACUUCUUUACCUCUCCGUAUCGGCGGACUAGGGAGACCACGGAGGGGAUCCUGGAAUCCUUGACCUCCGACACUCCGGCCCCGUCGCCCUUCCCAAGACAUACCAUCAAGGUGUACGAAGAACCUCGGCUACGAGAACAAGAUUUCGGAAACUUCCAGCCAUGCUCAACAGAAAUGGAGCGCAUGUGGAUGGAACGGGCGGAUUAUGGUCAUUUCUUCUACCGGAUCCCCAACGGGGAGUCAGCAGCAGAUGCAUAUGACCGAGUCAGUGGCUUUAACGAGUCCCUGUGGCGCCUGUUCGGCGAGGACGACUUUGCGAAUGUCUGUGUCCUUGUAACACACGGGCUCAUGGCCCGAGUCUUCCUCAUGAAAUGGUAUCACUGGAGCGUGGAGUACUUCGAGGACCUCCGCAACAUCAACCAUUGUGAGUUCGUGGUCUUGACCUUGAACCCAAACAAUGGGAAAUACACACUCCAGAACAAGCUGCGUACCUGGUCAGAUCUUCGAAAAGACAGGGAGCAGGACAACGCCCCAAAAGAGGAGGUAUCUGCCACCACUGCAUCUCCGAGCCAGCCUGAUCAUAUCCCGAUUCGGCGCAAAUGGGGUGGCUGUCCCGAUGGCUGUACGCAUGGACUUGGCGCGGAGGGCAAGCAUGCUUUGCGCACCAGCCUGCUGAACUCUAUUCAUCAGCAUAAUCAUGGCCAUGCCCAACCUAAGCACCACGAUGAACAUAAUCAUAGCUUUGGCUCCAAGCUGCAGAAAUCAAUAUCUAUAGACGACGUCGUAUCGUCUUCAGAGGAAAGUGCAGCCUACAACGAUACUAGCCGGGACAGCACCCGACCUGCCGCCAACCGACAGCGCACUGCCAGUGACGAUAGCAUCGGAGACGGCCAAAGGCACCACCACUCCAGCUCAGAAACCCGACCACGGAUCAACCCACCACCAAAGCGAUCAUCUCUGCAUGGAAUCAACCGGAGCAGCGAAGACCAGAUCUUCCACCCUCCAUCCGCCUCAUCCUCAUCCUCAGCGCAUCUGAAAUAUGCCCUCCUCCACCUAGGAGGUCGUGACGGCGGCGGUUCAAUGAGCGGAGCAAACAGUCUUGCGCCAUCCGACGACGAAGGUGACGACCACGUUCCCCAUCGCCGCACUGUGUCCACGGUUUCCAGCCUCGGGAAUGAAACUCUCUCUCACGCCAACCAGCAGCACUUCAAAUUCCCUUCAGAACCCCAGCGCCCACCCCCAUCUCAGGAACUGGAAGAUGACGGCGACGACGAAAUGAGCGGUACAUCUACCGAGCAAUUCAAGAAACCCCGCCCACACCACGUCCAUCAAUACCAGUACUUCGAGUCGAGCCAGUCCGAGCAUCGCAUGGCUAACAUCCUAGGCGAUGGCGAUGAGUCCUCGACGCCCUCGGACACGCAGACUCCCAGGCCAGAAGAUACAGAGUCCCAUGAUACACGCUCUCUAGAGGAACAGCGGCAGCAUGAUCGGAGUAUACAGGGGAGCGUUUAUUAA
This is a messenger RNA of Penicillium olsonii, 1692 nucleotides long. Lineage: Eukaryota; Fungi; Ascomycota; Eurotiomycetes; Eurotiales; Aspergillaceae. The record is from the annotation of a GenBank genome assembly.